AUGGCUGAUGCAAGCCCAACGGGACUGGGAGCUAUUCUGUUGCAAACUGAUCGCACGGGGUCUACUAGAAUGGUGUGCUGUGCUUCUAAAUCACUGACAAAUACAGAAAAACGCUACUGUCAAACUGAAAAGGAAGCGCUGGCAAUCGUUUGGAGUGUAGAGCGAUUCUACAUCUAUUUGUACGGUAGAGAGUUCGAAGUAGUCACAGAUUGCAAAGCUCUUCUAUAUUUAUUUACCAAACGAUCAAAACCUUGUGCUCGAAUUGAGCGCUGGGUGUUGAGACUACAGGCAUUUGAAUAUCGAGUUGUUCACAUUCCGGGAGAGAAAAACAUCGCUGAUGUCCUAUCUCGAUUGAGUACUUUAGACGCAAAACCAUUUGAUCCAGCCGAAGAACUUAUGAUACAGCAUUUGGCCAUAACAGCGUCUACAGCAGUAGCUAUCAGAUGGGAAGAAUUGGAAGAAGCCUCUGAAAAGGAUAUUGAAAUUGUGGAAAUUCUGCGUGGUUUGGAUAAUUCAGAUUCAAAUUCGCUUCCGCUUUCCUAUCGUAUGAUUGCCAAUGAACUUUGUAGAGUUGGGAAAAUUUUACUGCGAACUGACAGAAUUGUAAUACCAUCGGGUUUACGGAAUCGAGUUCUACAAAUUGCCCAUGAAGGUCACAUAAGAUCAAGGAUGAUGAAACAGCAUCUUCGAAGUUCAGUUUGGUGGCCAAAAAUGGACACGGAUGUCGAAACAUUCGUAAAAUCAUGUCGAUCCUGUGUUUUGGUGUCAGCUCCAGAUCCUCCAAUACCAAUGAUCCGCAAGGAAUUGCCUUGUAGACCAUGGCAAGAUAUUGCGAUAGACUUUUUAGGUCCACUUCCGAAUGGGGAGAAUCUCUUAGUUGUGGUCGAUUAUUACAGUCGUUACGUCGAAGUAUCAGAAAUGAAAAAUACUACUGUUUCAGAAACAAUAACUGUUUUAGCAAAAAUAUUCAGCACAUUUGGAUUACCAAGCACGAUUCGAGCAGAUAAUGGGCCACAAUUUAAUGCAGGAUGCGAAGAAUUCAAAUUGUUCUGUCAAGAAAAUGGAAUACAGCUCAUCAAUACGAUCCCUUAUUGGCCUCAGCAAAAUGGGGAAGUAGAACGUCAGAAUCGAUCCAUCUUAAAGAGACUGCGAAUUGCAAAUGACCUAGGUCAAAACUGGAGAAGGGUUCUGCAUCAAUAUCUUCUAUCCUAUCAUUCUACCACGCACCCCACCACUGGCAAAACACCUGCUGAACUGAUGUUCGGGAGAUGUAUCAGAAACAAACUUCCUCAAGUCCCACGUUUCUCUCACCAAGAUGAAGAAAUGCGAGAUCAAGAUCGAAUUCAAAAGGAGAAGGGGAGGAUCUACGCGGAUAAGAAAAGGAGAGCUUGUUCUAAUGAUAUUCAGGAGAACGAUCGCGUACUAGUGAAGCGGUUUCGAAAAGAUAAUAAAUUGAGUACCGAGUACGAUCCUGAAGAAUACAUUGUCGAGCACAGGUCAGGAGCAGAUGUUCGGGUUAAGUCAACGGCAAGCGGCAAGGUGUAUCGUCGGCAUAUAAGUCACCUCAAGAGACUAUCAUCACCAGAAAGGGCGUUAGAUGUCACGAAUUCCCAGACUAUGUCUCAGUUAAACUCACCAACUCCGAAAACAAGCGUUUCAAAUCCACAACCAAAUUCUGGAGUUGACAGUGAACAAUCGUUGCGAGAGGGACGUUGCAGGAAAGAGCCAUUGCGUUUCAAAGAUUAUCUUAUGCAUUAA
Molecule: messenger RNA, 1758 nt
Organism: Uranotaenia lowii
Lineage: Eukaryota; Metazoa; Arthropoda; Insecta; Diptera; Culicidae
Exons: 1
Coding region: 1-1758 (585 amino acids)
Biological process (GO): DNA integration
Molecular function (GO): nucleic acid binding
Source: RefSeq, a predicted model, not a curated record